Molecule: messenger RNA, 2702 nt
Organism: Paralichthys olivaceus (Japanese flounder)
Lineage: Eukaryota; Metazoa; Chordata; Actinopteri; Pleuronectiformes; Paralichthyidae
Source: RefSeq, a predicted model, not a curated record
AUGAAUUACGACGGCCGACACUGUGGACUGACCCACAUCACAGAUAAUUCCAUUGCACCUUGUGUGUCCAUGCCAAUCCCCGUCAUCGGCCUCCACAACGAGGACAAGGUCUUCGUCAACGGCAGCUGCGUCCUCAACGAGGAGCGCUUCAUGCUGAUUGGCUCCUUCGUGGCCUUCUUCAUCCCCCUGGUCAUAAUGGUGGUGACGUACUGCCUCACCAUACAGGUGCUCCAGAGGCAGGCCACUGUCUUCCUAUACGAGGCGAAGGCUUCCUCCCAGCAGCCUUUGCACACACCAGCGAUGACGAACACAUUGCAGCCCCCGUCCAGCACCUUCCACCUCCCUCAGAUCAACACACUCGCACCGCCGGACUCACAAGAGAGGAAGCCCCCGCCCCCGCCGAGCAGACGAAACACCCUGAGCUGCCUGAAAGGAGCCGAGCCCAGCAUCCUCCUCAGCGCCUCCAAGUCAGACAGCAUAAGCAUCAUCCCCAGCUCCGAGGCGGCGUCCCAGCUCAGCUCGCCAGCCGCGGGGCCGGGGCGGAGCGACACGUCGGGUUGCCACGGGCGACGGGGGAUGAUGCAGGCCAUAAAGAACGAGAGAAGAGCCUCCAAGGUCCUGGGAAUCGUCUUCUUCCUCUUCCUCAUCAUGUGGUGCCCCUUCUUCAUCACCAACGUCACCUUCGUCCUGUGCCGCGGCUCCUGCAACGAGUCGCUGCUUCACGACCUCCUCAACGUCUUCGUGUGGGUGGGGUACAUCUCCUCCGGGGUCAACCCCCUGGUCUACACCCUCUUCAAUAAGACCUACAGGAGAGCGUUCUCCAGCUACAUCAGGUGUCAGUACAAAAUGGGGGCCGCUGCCGGACAGAGUUGCAAAACCCUCCUGGUCCCGCCGCCGUGUCCGUCGCACGCCGUGACCCCGCUGCUCAUGGGCAGUCACGGGAAAGCAGGCGUGGACCGCAACAGUAACUGUCGCAACGGCAGCAGGGGGGACAACGGGAGGCUGGCGGUGGAUCCGGAGGACACGACGGACGACGAGACGCAAAUUGGAAUUGUGUCGCAAAGCCUCUCGGAAUGCUUCAACGUGGGGAUGCUCUCGGAGGCGGAGCCGGAGACGGAGCUGGAACAGGAGCUGUCGCUGAUCAGCUACAAUCCUGCGUCCAGUGACCACACAAGCAGCGUGUGACUGUGCACGUCGUUUCAUUUCAUGUCUUCUUUUUGAACCGGCAGACGCUGGAGCGAGCAGCGUGUCGUCCGUGGCCCCGCAGCCUUCUCGAGGGCCUCCGUCCUGCAGGAGGGACUCUUAUUGUGAAAGUCUGCAACGAGGAGCCUUACCCCCACACAGACGUGCAGCGCUCACAUCAGUGUGAGGAGAACCAAUAGAACCAAACCUGGAACAGUGGGAUUCACACCGCUGUGUCGGAACCAACAUUUCAGACGUGUCGUUUUUUUAUUUGUUGCCAAAAUGUCGGUUCGUACCACAAACAGACGAUUGAGUCACUUCCUGGGGACGAAGGCUGAGAUCCAGAGCGAAGAGACGACUCCCGCUCGAGUCCGGCUGACGCAGGUCACAGAAUCAAGCACCAACCGCUGAGGUCACCGGGGUCAAACUGCGACUUCACGCCUUCACACAGUCUAAAUGCAGUCUGAGCUCCGCGCAGAGCGAACGUAACCAAAUCUAUUUUUGUGCCGGUCGGGCUCGACGCCAGCGGUCGUAACAAAUGUGUCUGAAUGAAAACCUCUCCAGCAUGAAUAAUCUACCCACAGACACAGGAGCUCUUUACUCUGAAGGAGCAAACUUUCUCGAAGCUGCCGCAGAAGAAGCGAGAUGGACGAAUGUAUACAAGGUGGACCCACAGUGCCAUCUGGUGGCGGUGCAGUGACACUGCAGAACAAGGGGCUGAAAGAGCUACGGACGCGGCGCAGACGCUCAGACUCCUGCUUCUCGUUUCAAACCAGGAUCCACAAUUUGUUAAUGUUUUGUUAUUUCAACUAAAGUUUGAAAUCAAGAGAUAAAAAUAUUUUUUGAUCGUAGGGCACAAACGCUCCUUUCAUCCUUUGAAGGAACUAAAUAUAACGAUUGUUUGAUUAUUUUAAUAAUAUCUUGAUUUUGCCAACGUUGGCAAACUUAAAUUAUAAAAUGAGCAAAUAAAGCCAAAGACAAAGAUUCUGCAAAAACCGGGGGAUGCAAUAAUAUCACAACUAUCUUCAACACAGAUCUUUAUUUACACGCACAUUAACAAAGAUAUGGUGGAAAAGUUCAGAGACAGAAAAACAACAACAAUAAAAUAUAAAUCGACGAUUAAACGAGAUGUCAAUAAAUGUGAUGCAGUGAUGUCACAUGUUAAAAUAGAACAGAUCACAUGUUCAAAUCUCGGCUGUUUGGGAUUCAAGGCAUCUGUGAAGGAAACAAACGUCCCUCUCCUUUAAUUUACUGUUAAAAAUCAAGGUCAGACUUUAGAUAAAUCUUUUUCCUCAGCUGCAGGAUUUUCUCUCACCAGAGGUGUUUGUGUAUAUUCAUCGAUGAGCUUUGCUCCUGGAGAAUCUCAGAGACCCUGAGCCCGGUGGUCAGAACGUCCCCAGAGACGACCACUCACCUUUAGAUCUCAUCUGUCCCCUCAGACCGACAGGAAGUCGAUACGCUAAGAGACGUCUGACUCCAUCAAGGACGUUUUAUCUACACGUCUCCGUCAGCUGAACACC